Camelina sativa (false flax) is the source of this 1364-nucleotide messenger RNA. RefSeq lists its product as uncharacterized. The record is from RefSeq and is a predicted model, not a curated record. Lineage: Eukaryota; Viridiplantae; Streptophyta; Magnoliopsida; Brassicales; Brassicaceae.
UCAAGAUCCUUUACCGCUUAAGUUUUAUUUAAUACGUAGAAUUUCUUAAUUGCUUGCUCCUUCAGAGUAAGGUACCACUAUAUAUAACAAAAAAGCAGGUGUAUAGGUCGUCAACUAAUUUUGCAUGUUGCAAAGACAGUAAAGAUGAAUUCGCGAUCUCUGGUAGUGUGGUUUCUUUUGUUGACGGCUGUUUUUGCGGUUACAGUGGUUGCUUCCAUCGAUGACAAAAGACAAGCUGGUGAAAACCAAGUGGAGAACUCAAAGUCGCCAUGCAAGUACGGGAAUUGUGAACAGGUUGAAGAGAUUCCUUUCGUAGAAGCAGGUGAGGUCCUUGGUGGAGAAGAAGAAGAAUCCAAAUAUAGCCAAGGAGGUAGAGGUGGCCAAGGUGGUGGAAGUGGCCAUGGAGGACACCAAGGUGGUGGAAGUGGCCAAGGAGGGUAUAAAGGCGGUGGUGGUGGUCAAGGAGGAGGUGGCCAAGGAGGACAAAAGGGCGGAGGUGGUCAAGGAGGAGGUGGCCAAGGAGGACAGAAGGGCGGAGGUGGUCAAGGAGGAGGUGGCCAAGGAGGACAGAAGGGCGGAGGUGGUCAAGGAGGAGGUGGCCAAGGAGGACAAACGGGCGGAGGUGGCCAAGGAGGACAAAAGGGCGGAGGUGGCCAAGGAGGAGGCGGCCAAGGAGGACAAAAGGGCGGAGGUGGCCAAGGAGGACAAAAGGGCGGAGGUGGCCAAGGAGGACAAAAGGGUGGAGGCGGCCAAGGAGGAGGCGGCCAAGGAGGACAAAAGGGCGGUGGAGGCGGCCAAGGAGGACAAAAAGGCGGUGGAGGCGGCCAAGGAGGACAAAAAGGCGGUGGAGGCGGCCAAGGAGGGCACAAAGGUGGUAGUGGCGGCCAAGGCGGGUACGGAGGUGGUGGCCAAGGAGGGCACAAAGGUGGUGGUGGAGGUGGUGGCCAAGGAGGGCACAAAGGUGGUGGUGGAGGUGGUGGCCAAGGAGGACACAAAGGUGGAGGUGGUGGCCAAGGAGGACAAAAAGGAGGUGGUGGUGGACAAGGAGGCAGUGGGGGUGGCCAAGGAGGACACAAAGGUGGUGGUGGUGGACAAGGAGGCAGUGGGGGUGGCCAAGGAGGAUACAAAGGUGGCGGAGGUGGUAGCGGACGAGGAGGAAGUGGAGGCGGUAGUGGCCGUGGAGGAGGUGGAGGCGGUGGGGGGAUGUAGGGUAUCUCUGCCUAUAAGUAGCAAGUUUCUAUUUUUAAUGUCAAGUGUGUUUACGUAUACAGAACUAUAAUAAAGCUAUAUGUAAUCGAAUGAAUCACACCACUUCGCCGAAUGUUUAUAGCCUUCGGUGUUAUAAAAGUUCUAUGUUUGUUAUC